Molecule: messenger RNA, 1740 nt
Organism: Phyllopteryx taeniolatus (common seadragon)
Lineage: Eukaryota; Metazoa; Chordata; Actinopteri; Syngnathiformes; Syngnathidae
Gene: dnaaf19
Product: coiled-coil domain containing 103
Exons: 3
Coding region: 1385-1660 (91 amino acids)
Biological process (GO): inner dynein arm assembly; epithelial cilium movement involved in extracellular fluid movement; determination of left/right symmetry
Cellular component (GO): outer dynein arm
Source: RefSeq, a predicted model, not a curated record
AUGAGGCACGUCCCGAUCCAACGUUUGCACUUCCGAUCCGAUAUCGCAGCCUUGAGUUUUGGCCGAUCCGAUAACGGCAGUAAUCGCGCAUAAUUGAUCUCCUUUGUAGUACGGAAUGUUAGAAAAGCCUUGAUCGAGUGAUAUUACUCAGAGAACAAUAAUCAGCAACAUUUAUUGACCAAUGGCUUACAUAAAGUAACUUUAAAAAUAAGAACAUACUAUGAUUGAAUAAAUAAUUAGAUUAGGAAAUCCUGAAAAACAAUAAAACCAGUAACACAAAUAUAAAUCGACAUCGCAAAAUCACUUAACUUGAACAUAAGCAUGUUCUUCAUUUGAAUAGAUUAAAUAAAAAAGAAAUUAGAAAACCAUGACAAAUAAUCUCAAUAGGUAAUGAAUACAAAUUGUACCUUUAAAGGGCAAAAUAACAAUUUGUGUAUUUUUCACUGGAGUACAUGGUGGCAAGAUCGUUUGCUGUCUCCACGUGUGCGGCAAUGUGGACGAUCGCUGUCCCUGCUGUGCACGUUUUGACCUCUGAGGGGCACUGUGGUGCACGCAAUGAGAUACAAACUUGCAGUAACAAACAAAAGUAGAAGUCACGGAUGGAUAUUGUUAUCAGAACUCGUAACUCGUAACGGGGUUUGAAGAAUAUAUACCGAAGAGUAUUGAAUCUUGCCUCUGUGUACCAGUAUCCAUUAUUUGGGAGAUGUAAGUGACGCAAGUUCAAUGCUGAUUUAGCAUUGAGCUCGUCACUGGUGUUUUUCAUCCAUUGUGUGUUAGCUUUGAGCUAGCGAUUUUUGCGAACCAAAACGAAAGAAACUAAGUUAGUGAUGUAUUUGAACAUUCAAUAGUUGUAAUUCUUUUGUUACGCGUGUUUGGUUUUACAGUGAACUUCAACUGGAGUGUCAAUAAACGACUUUUAAGCAAGCCACGUUCACGCUUCAGGCCUCUCUAUACUCCCGCAUUGGGUCACGUGACCGACGAAUUGCCCCGCGCGGCACGUCCGCGUGACAAAAUUGUUGCUGCGCGUCGAACGCCGCGGAGAGCGCCUCUCGCGAUUGGUCCGUUUCAGUCACAUGCUGCGAUGACGUACCAGCGUGCCCCUCGGUUUCUUCAAACCAUCUCCGUCGCCGCCUUCUCGAGCACAAUUAGACGUACCGUCAGGUCAUCUCGGUCCAUCGGUCGCCAUUGUUCCUUGUUACUGAAAGGAAAGGAAAAACGGCUACCGGAAACUCCACCCGGCGCGUAAGGGGCCCGAGAGGGGGAGAUUCUCCGAUCCCGUCGUGUCCUCGAUGCGGGCCUCUCGGCCGAUGUCGCGCGGCGACAUUUCCCCACGGCGCUUCCCAAUGCAUUCUGCGUAAGGACAGACGUUAACUGACCGCAGGCGAUGGCGAGCCCUCGGCGCGACGUCAUCGACUUUUCGGCGCUGGAGAAAGAUUUACGCGCCGGCGUGGAGUCGGAGCGCAAAUACCGACGAGAGAACGACGCCAAGCUGAGGGCCGUCCGGCAAGGCGUCGCCUCCUACCAGCAGUUCAGGGAUCUGGUCCUGAGCAGUCACUUGACGCCGCUGGACAAGCACGACAAGAACACUCGCAAGCGCGGCCCCUGGAACCCAGUGGUUGCCCCUGGCAACAACAGCGGCAACACACCUGAACCUCACUGACAACAACAACUGCACGUCUUCCCCUCGAUGACAAAAUAUGGAGAUAUUUGAGUGUGAAUACAAGUUGUAUUGAUUUUAAA